CUUCUUCAUUCUUCCCUUUUUUCUUACAGAAAGCUCAGAGUCUGGCCUGGGGUGCAGUCCAGCCCUGGUUCCUAGCAAGACUCAUCCACACUUGCUCAGGGGACCUUCUUCUGCUGACCGUGUGCCAAUUUCAUAACAGAACAAUAUAUUUCCUUUGCAGUAUUUGCCAGCACCUCUAAAUCAGACAGGCAGAACUUGGCCAAGGAAAAACUGGAUUCCCUCCUAAAGAUGGAUGAGCAAGACUCAGCUGGCCCUGGAGCAGGAAGAGGUCAUGGCAUUAUCAAUGGGAGCAGUGGGGGAUUCUGGGAAAGCUCUGGGCAGAAGAUCCUGGGAGAGGAGGACACCCUUCGCUCAGAGGCACAGAGCCAGCAGUUCAGGCAGUUCUGCUCCCAGGAGGCCAAAGGACCCCGAGAAGUUUGCAGCCGACUCUACCACCUUUGCCACCAGUGGCUGAAGCCAGAAAGGCACACGAAAGCGGAGAUGCUGGACCUGGUGAUCUUGGAGCAGCUCCUGGCUGUCCUUCCAGCGGAGAUGGAGAGCUGGGUGAGGGAAUGCGGAGCAGAGACCAGUUCCCAGGCAGUGGCCCUGGCCGAAGGUUUCCUCCUGAGUCAGGCGGAGGAGAGGAAGCAGGAAAAGGAUCUUUUCACAGAAACGGGUCCUGAUUCCUCUGAGGCAGAGAGGACUUCGUUGGACACCAGAGAGAGGUCGUUGGGUGAAAGAAGGAUGCUGGCAAGACCUCCUCCUGCAUCUCUUCAUCCUGGUGGAGGGGAAGCAGCAGCUGAGGAACCGGAUCAGAGCUCAGUUUCUUUUGAAGAUGUCGCUGUUCGUUUCACGGCUGAGGAGUGGGCGUUGCUGGAUCCUGCCCAGAGAGCUCUGCAUAAGGAAGUCAUGGAGGAGACUUGGAGGACCAUGAUCUCUCUGGGUGGUGAUGAAUUAGAAAUUAAGAAUAAGGGACAACAGGACAAAAUCCACACAGUGGAGAAGCCAUAUCAAGAUUUGGAGUGUGGAGAGAACUUCAGUCAGGGCUCAAAUGCCACUUCCCAUCAAAGAAAUCCUAUUGGGAAGAAACUCUUUCAGUGCUUGGAAUGUGGAAAGAGCUUCAAUCACAGCUCACAGCUCAAAGAGCAUAAAAGAAUUCAUUCAGGGGAGAAAGCAUAUCAGUGUUUGGAAUGUGGAAAGUUCUUUACUACAAGCAGAUACUUACGUCGACAUCAGAGGAAUCACAGUGGGGAGAAACCGUACCAGUGCUUGGAAUGUGGGAAGAGCUUCUCCAGGAAGGAUAGUCUCACUUCCCAUCAAAGAAUUCAUACAGGGGAGAAACCAUACCAGUGCUUGGAAUGUGAGAAGAGCUUCAGUUGGAAAAUUAGUCUUACUUCCCAUCUAAGAAUUCAUACAGGGGAGAAGCCCUAUCAGUGUUUGGAGUGUGGGAAGAGCUUCAAUAACAGCUCACAUCUCAAAGCCCAUCAAAGAAUUCAUACUGGUGGGAAGCCCUAUCACUGCUUGGAGUGCGGAAAGAGCUUCUCCAGGAAGGAUACUCUCACUUCCCAUCAAAGAAUUCAUACAGGGGAGAAACUGUAUCAGUGCUUGGAAUGUGAGAAGUGCUUUACUACAAGAAGAGACUUCCAUCGACAUAAGAGAAUUCACAGUGGGGAGAAACCAUAUCAGUGCUUGGAAUGUGGGAAGAGCUUCAAUCACAGCCCACAUCUCAAAACCCAUCAAAGAAUUCAUACUGGGGAGAAGCCCUAUCACUGCUUGGAGUGUGGAAAGAGCUUCAGUCAGAGCUCCGGUCUCACUUCUCAUCGAAGAAUUCAUACACGUGAGAAACCAUGUCAAUGCUUGGAGUGUGGAAAGAGUUUCAGUUGGAAUAAUAGUCUUACUUCCCAUCAAAUAAUUCAUAUAGGUGGAAAAGCAUUUCAGUCCAUGGAAUGUGAGAAGUGCUUUACUACAAGAAGAGACUUGCAUCAAGAUAAGAGAAUGCACAGUGAGGGAAAACCCUAUCAGUGCUUAGAGUGUGGGAAAAGCUUCAGUCGGAAGGAUAGCCUCACUUUCCAUCAAAGAAUUCAUACAAGGGAAAAACUAUAUCAGUGCUUAGAAUGUGAGAAGUUUUUUACUAUAAGAAGAGACUUCCAUCGACAUAAAAGAAUUCACAGUGGGGAGAAACCAUAUCAGUGCCUGGAAUGUGGGAAGAGCUUCAAUCACAGCUCACAUCUCACUUCUCAUCAAAGAAUUCAUACGGGAGAGAAACCAUAUCAAUGUUUGGAGUGUGGAAAGAGCUUCAGUAGGAAGACUAGUCUCACUUCCCACCAAAGAAUUCAUACAACGGAGAAAGCGAAUAGUACUUGCAAUGUGGAAAGAGCUUCAGCUGGAAGAAAAUCUCACUUCCCAUGAAAGAACUCACAGCGGGGGAAAUCCUGGAAUUAUAGAAUACAGUGGUAACUUGGGUUACAGACGC
Messenger RNA from Podarcis raffonei (Aeolian wall lizard), 2452 nucleotides. Its product is annotated as zinc finger protein 883-like. The record is from RefSeq and is a predicted model, not a curated record. The transcript is spliced from 5 exons. Gene Ontology annotation, molecular function: DNA-binding transcription factor activity, RNA polymerase II-specific; RNA polymerase II cis-regulatory region sequence-specific DNA binding. The coding region runs from base 229 to 2388 and encodes 719 amino acids. Gene Ontology annotation, biological process: regulation of transcription by RNA polymerase II. NCBI's taxonomy places the organism in Eukaryota, Metazoa, Chordata, Lepidosauria, Squamata, Lacertidae.